AAAAGAAGGUACUGAAUAAAGCAACAUGUCCAUUUGACUGAAUUGGACUAAACGAGGUGGGCGAAAUUUAGUAGUCGCAGGGAGCGAGGGGCAAUUACAAAAAGCUAAGCACUUAAAUGCUCUUCACAAAACUCAUGUGUCGUCGUUUUGUUUUUCUUUCUGCACCAUAAAGUUGUUAUAUACUUUUUUAACUUUUUUCUAGAUACGUACUAGUCACUACUAUACGUAUUUUACUUCAAAAUACAAGUCCUCUCCCGGGCGAAUACAGUAUCUGGAUCGUCGAAAUACAUAAGGUUUGGUAUUUUUGUGGUGGCUUCCGAUUAAGGCAUAUUCCUUCAGUGUACGUUUCCCUCUUCAGUCAUCACACACCAUGCUUGAAAGCAUCUUAUCAAAGAUCCUCUAACCUUUUUCUUUUUUCUUCUUUCCGUUUUCUAUAUAUAUAUUCUACACUAUUUCUCACCACCCUGCAUCCAAAUCCUUAUCUAUAUAUAUUUAAUAAUCAAUAAUCGCACGAUAGACAGAUCCUCAGAACUGGAGAUCCCGUGAAUCAAUCAAUUCACUCCUCCACGUAACAUCAAUCAAUCGCCUCCUUCGCACUUCAGUUCUUCAUUUUGGCGCCAAAACCAUGAAGCUCGACAACUCCAACGGCCAGCCGCCCCUCGCUCCCGCCCUUCCGCCGCCGCAGGAGGACCCCACCGACGCCGAAGCCGAUGGGAUAUUCGUCCCGCCCCUCAACUUCGCCAUGGUCGACAACGGCAUUUUUCGAUGUUUGUGUCCUGAACCGUAUCCAGAAACGACGUCGGAAUUUUUGAAGGACAACGGAAUAAGACUUUAUCAGUUCGGGAUCGAUGGCUGUAAGGAACCCUUUGUCAACAUCCCAAACAAUACAAUUCGGGAAGCUUUGAAAGUAGCCCUCGAUGUUAAAAAUCAUCCCCUUUUGAUUCAUUGUAAACGAGGAAAGGUAUGCAUUAUGAAUUUGUUCUUAAGAAUUUAUUUUCGUUACUUUUUGGAAUUAUUAUUCUUCAAUUUCUCAGUUAUUCAUGAUCAGCACCGCACUGGUUGCCUUGUCGGAUGCAUAAGAAGAUUGCAGAGAUGGUGUCUAUCAUCUGUUUUUGAUGAGUACCAAAGGUUUGCAGGUGCCAAAGCAAGGGUGUCAGACCAGAGGUUCAUCGAAUUAUUUGAUAUAUCCUGUUUGAAGCACCACCAACUGCCAUUUUCAUGCUCAAGGAAAUAGAAACGAAGGAUUGUCUAUUCUAGAAAGUUACUGCUUCCUCCCAUGGUAUAUUCCAUGAUGAAGUGAAGUUUAAUCACUAUUAGUUUCUGUCCCCACCGUAUGUUACAGCAGGAUCAGCUUCCUGAUGUAUACUUUCCCAUUAGAUGUUGGAUACAAAUCCACGAAAUUAUGAUGAAAUAUCCAAAAUCUACGGUUUUCA
Messenger RNA from Vigna radiata var. radiata (mung bean), 1433 nucleotides. RefSeq names its product probable tyrosine-protein phosphatase At1g05000. NCBI's taxonomy places the organism in Eukaryota, Viridiplantae, Streptophyta, Magnoliopsida, Fabales, Fabaceae. Gene Ontology annotation, cellular component: cytoplasm. Gene Ontology annotation, molecular function: phosphatase activity. Gene Ontology annotation, biological process: protein dephosphorylation. The coding region runs from base 626 to 1234 and encodes 202 amino acids. The record is from RefSeq and is a predicted model, not a curated record. The transcript has 4 exons.